AUGGCUGCUGCAACAGUAGGAAAAAAGAACAAGGGGAAGAAAGUCGCCGAUCCCAACGAAACCUCCAAAUUGCUAGCCGCCAAGAUCUCGCAGCUCGAACAAGAUGCGACGAACGAGAAAGACCAGGAAAUGGAGAUCGAGCGGGAGGUGAAGAAGGCCACGCGGGACUUGAAUCAGCUGCUCAAUACUAUAGAAUCGCCAAUGGUCAAGUUGGAAACCGUUCAUAAGAGGUACACCGAUUUGCUCGCCGAUAUGAAGAAGCUGGAUCGGGACCACGCCAAAAGCAAGAAACGAGCGGAUCAGCUGCAGAAGGACCAGGAGAAAGGAAAGUCAGAGUUGAACAAAACCGUUACCAUGAAGGAUAAGCUGGAGAAGCUCUGCCGUGAGCUGACCAAGGAAAACAAGAAAGUCAAGGACGAAAACAAGAAGCUAGAAGAAAAUGACAAAAGAGCUCGCAUUGUUGUCAAUGAACGCCUGGACUCUCUUCUCUGGGAUAUUCAAGACGUCAUGGCCUCAAAGCAAAACCCCCGGGCCGAGACGCUCGAUAUCGAUCUCAAUGAAGCGUACGCAUACGUCCUCGCCUUCCUUCGACAUGAGGAUGAAUCCCCGCAGCACGUUCAUCGUUUACUGACUUCGUGCUUUUUUUUUACCUUUAGUGUCCGCCUUAAGAUCAAGACUCUCUGCGACCAGUUUGAGAUGCGUGAUAUCUACUUCAAGAGUCUUCUUCGCGGCAAGGAUCUGGAAAUUCAGCUUACCACGGCCAAAUACGAGGAACAACGCCGAGCUGCCGAGAAUGAGGCGGCUCGCGGUCGUGCCUUGAGCGCCCAAGUAUCAACCUUCUCUCACACGGAGGCUGAGCUCCGCAGUCAGUUAAACAUCUACGUGGAGAAGUUCAAGCAGGUCGAGGACACACUGAACAACAGCAACGAGCUUUUUCUUACCUUUCGCAAGGAGAUGGAGGAGAUGUCCAAGAAGACCAAGCGCCUCGAGAAAGAGAACCACACCCUCAACCGCAAGCACGAAUCCACCAACCGCAACAUCCUUGAGAUGGCUGAAGAACGCACACGCAACCAGGAGGAGUUGGAGAGAUGGCGACGCAAGUGCCAGCAUCUUGAAGCUCUUUGCCGCCGCAUGCAGGCCCAGGGUCGGGGAGAAGGACUGGCCGAGGGCGAUGAUCAUCUAGACCAUGACGACGAGGGUACCGAGAGUGAGUACGAGGAAGACUAUGAGGACGAGGAGGACCUAAGUGAGGAGGAAGAACCGGAUGAAUCUGACCGUGGUGCUACCCAGUCAGCCACUCAGUCUCCCGCGUCUUCGGAACGACCUGUCUUUGGCCCUCCACCUCCCCCCCAACAUCCUCCAGGCUCGGGCUUCCAAGAACGCUGUUUUGAAUGGAGUUCACUAGUCGGUGCUGAUUCGAUUUUGCUGGAGUCCUCUGACCCAUUAUCUCUUUUUUCGGGAGAAAUGUGCCAUCACGACGUACCCUUGUUUCCAUAUUGCUUUCACGAACCCCAAUUUACGCGAUAG
This is a messenger RNA of Penicillium chermesinum, 1527 nucleotides long. RefSeq names its product taxilin. Lineage: Eukaryota; Fungi; Ascomycota; Eurotiomycetes; Eurotiales; Aspergillaceae. Gene Ontology annotation, molecular function: syntaxin binding. The transcript has 3 exons. The record is from RefSeq and is a predicted model, not a curated record. Bases 1 to 1527 code for a protein of 508 amino acids.